CUUUUACACCCGCCAGGCGAAGUGAAGAUGCAUUCUAUCACUUCGCCUACAUUCGAACGUCCGUGACCUCCACCCAAGAGAGCGCUAAGGCGGAGACUCCGUCGGACUGUAAUGGUGGUUUGGGAACCGUGGAGUAUAUCCGUUGGAACAGCACUUCAGUGACAACGCCGUGUGGCCCAAAUCCGUUUGCAUCAGCGUGCAGCGUGGAUGUGCCGUCGAAGCAACACACUUCGUUCGUUGCCGAAUGCAACGCAUUGGUGGAGAGCAAGGGCCUCAGCAAGUCGUCCGUAAACAUCACCGAGGGGCGCGCCAAGGAUCAAAUAGUUCUCGUGACACAAUCUACGCCCUCUCUCAACGCAGUGAAAGACACCGAGGCCAACGACUCGCCGAUGGCAACGGAAGACAACAAACAACCACAGGCUGUAGAAGACGACAAACGACCGCAGGCAAUAGACGAGUAUAACAGUCGCAGCCAAAGGAGUAUCCCGGGGAUGCAUCCUGCAAUGGGACCGACGAGGAUACUUCAGAGAGAAUGCAUGAAAACGGCCUGGCGAGCACGAAAGACGUCCAAGACACAGUCUUUCCAGAAGUGACUGUGGCUUCCUCGACAACAAAGGAAAGCGUCGACCGAACGCAGUCUGGGCUUGAAGAAGGCCUCCGGCUAGUUUCGGUAGAGAAGGGACAUAGAGGCCACUGUAUCGGAGCCAACAGUUCGGGAAGUCACGGUCGUGUCUUCCUCGACGCACGACAGCCUGGGCGCCGGCAUCGAAGUGCCCUGGCUGUUCGACAAGGAAUCUGACAUGACCCUCGGUGGUGAAGACGUGCUUCACCACAUGUCGUCGCUGGUGCGGGCCAGUGUCGACGAGGACGACGAUCCGGCGAGGGCUGACGGGAUUCAAGCUAGUCAGAUGUCUGUAACCUACACCCAGAUGUCCUCGACAUGCGGUUGCAGUGACAGAACACAGACCAAAGCGAGCGAAGGGACGUCGGGCAACAUCACCACCAACUACAGCGAUCCGCACAGCAACCUCUUUGAUGAGGAGUCGUUGAUCAGGAGGGAGGAGGGCCAGGCACCGAUCAUUCGAAUGUAUGGCCCUUUUCCGCAUGACAUCCACAUGUCGUUGCAAGGAAGCCUACUCUCGUGGGGCCUUCCACGUGGAGCCGAGCGACCACACAAUCUACGCGAAGUGGCCAGUCCAAAGUUGGUGUCCCUGCCAGCUGUGAACUCGGAUGCUGCGGGUCAUAGCGACGACAGCCUCCCACUCGCCACAAAGGAAGGUGACUGUGGCGAAUUGCCAGCGACGUCUCGGCAGCGUGCAGCUAAGAUCGUCAGCCGCCUGCACAGCGACUCCAGCAGCCGGCCAAGUUUCAGGGCGCGCCUUUCCAAGGACGCAAAGUGCCGAAAGGCGCCAUCGACAAAGUCACAAUGCUCGAAAGACCGCAGCUCCGCAAGUAGCGCAUCAAUGCAGAGUACCAUUGGCCCACGAAACGACGAUAGACCUACGCGACUGUCUUCAAGUAAGCUGUCCACGUCGUCAAUGUUCAAGAACCGGCAGCGGUCUGUGCACUGGUUCAAGACCAUCGAAGACGUUGACAGUGACACCGUGGUCAAGGACUGUGACUACCUGGUCACUAGCCAGCUGAAAACGAAAGUACCUAUAGAGACUAACAUAAAGGCAGUUGCCCCGAAGGCGAUGAGCAGGACAUCGAAAGAACCAAGCGAAUCUGAUGCGAAUGAGGGCAGCAUUGUUGACGAGGGCUGUAAGAAGUUCGCGAAGCGUGUUCUGGAAGAGACGGUGAUUGUGGCGGGCAAAGUCAACAGUUUCCUGGAGUUCUACGAAGCCUCUUGCAGCAAAGAGGAAGGUGCUUUGAGAGACCCAGAGGAAACAACAGCUUCCGUUAAACAUAUAGACGCGUCCACUUACGAGGGUGCCGGACCUGUGGAGUCUCUUGAAGGAUGCAACGAAUCGGCUGGAGAUCUGGUGACAGCAAAGGACUCCACAGGUGCUAAAAGUGACAAAGAAAAGGCUGUCAAUAUUUCGGAGUCGCCAGAACCAUUUGAAGCCCAAAGCGAAACAACCAUUCUUUCAAAAGCUAUGCAAGAUUCAAGGACAGCGACUGAAGGUGAACGAACGAAUGCUUCUGCGAACGCCGACACAGAGUCGCUCGAAGUGCUCAGUAUGACCGCAAGCUCCGUCAACAUUGAUAACGAAGACCCACAUACGACUGUCGAAUGUGGUGGAAAAAAUGUUGAUUCUACCAAUGGGUCGCCACUCUUGAAAACACCCUCAACCGAAGCACUUCAAUUCAAGCCCGCAAGUUCUUUGCUGAAAAGUCGGGAACAGCUGGAAAACAUUGCGAACUCGCAUAGAACGAGUGGCACUGACGAAAUGGCUGAGCUUUCCAGAACAGUGGCAGAAGCCAGAAGUAAACCAAUGAGCUGCGACAAAUCUGCUGAUGUUUUGGAAAGCAGAGGGGAGCAGAGGGCGACAACUCCGACAUCAGAACGAGAGUCGGUGUCUAACAAAGCAGCAAGUCAUGAUGCACCCACAUCCAGCAAAUGUAUUAACACACAGGCUACCCUUCCUCCGGAACAAGUUGAUCGGAGAGACAAUGACAAACAGGAAGAGACGAAUGUACCAACAGGCAGCAAGAAGCCUUUACCGGAAUGCGAAACAAAAGCAGCUGAAGGUGCAGCUAAGCAGGGCAGUUGCAGCGUACCGUCGAGACAUGCGACGCAGAGUAGCUCGGACGACAAGCAGUCUGCUGCCCCGGAAGACAGCAAAAAGAAGACCGCUGAGGGACGAGACAAGGAGGACGAAGAUUCAUCCGCCAACAGGCACAGUACCGUCCUGCAGUGCCACGAGCUUGCGGGCUCCAGCCGGUUCUCUACGUUCGCGGCACCGAACAAGGGUGCAGCGCUGACGCAGAGGUCGUUCAACAUGACGAGAACACUGCGCAUCACGACGACGAACCAGUUCAAGCCACUCAACCUGAGACACUCAAUCACGGGCAUACUCGGAAGUGACAGCGACCUCUUGGGAAGGCCAUUGUCAGUACAAAGCAGAGAGGUGGUGCCUCCGCGCACUCCAAAGCGCCCUGUAAAAGGUAAGAAACCUUCGACCCACCCCAGGGAGAGCGAAUGUGCCUUCGGCAGCUUGUCCAAAAAAUUUGGGUCCUGUGAAAACACCAGCAGGUCGAAUAACAUGGAGACGCCAGCUUCCGAAGUGACGGCACGUAGGAGCCAUUCUGCCGGCGAAGCUCACGUGAGAGCCAAUCUAGGAGGCAGUGGUGUGAGGUCUAAAACGCAAACGAUUGGUCGGCAUUCGGGCACUGCUCUGGGGGACAAUGUGACGAAGACGCAUGCGAACGGAACGACCCUGGAUACUGGAGAGAACGAAGGCAGCGUGAGACGCAAAACCAAAAGUGAGAAGUGGUCAGAGAGCCAGUUGCCCCUCAAGAAGCGCGCGUGCUGUCGAAUGCCCGAAAAUUGGAAUGGUCAGAAGAAGUAUCCAGAUGAGGGAUCUCUGCCGGCGGAGCAUAAAACGAAGAACCCAGGUGCAGUUGUGAGGGAAGCUAACGUGAACAACGCAGAAGGGGAGGGAACUGAAAGUUCCCUAGCGUUCCAAGACGUGCCUACAACUCAAGCAGCAUUGAAAUCAAACGUGCUUCAAGAGAGCGAAGACAUGGACUUCGCUCAUGUUGAAUACCAGUCUGACAGCGCUCCGGAGGAAAGAACUAUCUCGCUCGUUCCUGAAUCUCAGUACAGUACUAUAGGCGCCGAAAUCAACCAUGUGCCCCCGAUAUCUGCCAUCUUGGGCGGCGACGCCAACAUGGAGGGUGUCAAACUCUGCCUGUCACUGCCCUCGGAAGGCGAGUGCACAGCCGCCUCAACGAUCUCGAAAGACGAUCAGCUGCCGAACGACAUGACUGCAUCCGCCAUGGCUCCGGACGAGACAUCCAUCAUGGAGGGAGACAAAAGUGCCAGCAUUAGCUUUGAACACUCGACCAUGCCAAGUUGCAAACCAGUACUGGCCAAGGGCUGCCGGAACAAGGGAGGCGAGAAAGACGUCGACGCCGAAGUCGACAACUCUGAAACGAGUUCGACGUGCGUCACAUUGGAUGCAGAUGCUGUUGAGGAAAGCACUUCUUCCAUUCACUGUAACGUGGAGGACGAUCUUGCCGACAACUAUCAGCCAGGAAGUGCAUACGAACUCUAGGACUUACAUCUAAACGGUCACGUGAAAGUGCAGCCAAGUUGCUCAUCCAAUGUCUGGGUAGAGCUCAAUUAACCUUGACCGAUUGAGGGAACUGAACAGCGGCAUCAAUUUGAUUUCGCUGCAUUCUGCACUGCUAGAGCACAAAAAUAAUGAAAAGAUUAUGCGACACAGGUGGUCAAGUAAUAAAUCGUUAAACAGUUGGCUGAAUUAUCUGUAAUGAAGAGCUGCCUGCGACUAAGCAGCACUGCUGCCAGCGCAAGCUCGCUGUUGCUGCUUAGGGCAGGCUACAUUUCUUCACUGAUGUCAUAAAUAGAUUACUCACCCGAAAGCCUCACAAUU
Messenger RNA from Rhipicephalus sanguineus (brown dog tick), 4559 nucleotides. RefSeq lists its product as uncharacterized. Gene Ontology annotation, biological process: cilium organization. The transcript is spliced from 2 exons. The coding region runs from base 801 to 4220 and encodes 1139 amino acids. The record is from RefSeq and is a predicted model, not a curated record. Lineage: Eukaryota; Metazoa; Arthropoda; Arachnida; Ixodida; Ixodidae.